ACGCCCGCCGGCUUGCGUCCGCUUGGUUGCUGCAACCCUGUAGUGUAAGGUGGCGCAUCACCACCUCUUCCACUGACGGUCUCGCGGACAAGUUGGCGUAAAGCUUCAAGAAGCGUCCCCUCCUCAACCACCGCCUCAAGUCUCUCUGGAUACCUGUCCGAAAAAUCCAGGUCGUUCCAACAUCUUACUCCCACUCCUCCGAUCCCGGUUCCGAAUCCUCUCCGCUUUCGCCUCCGGCUAACUUAAAAGCAGAUUUUCCCGGGGGAUAAAUCACGGGAAUGCCGCCAGUCCCUACUCUCCCACCUUUCUCCUCUGCCAGCCGCCCCUCCCCUCCUCUCUCCUCGUACUCCAAGGACGACAAGGGCAAGAAACCGAAACCCUUCGCCCCGCCGCUCUCGCCCCCGCGCCGCCUCCCCCUUCUCCUCCUCUCUGCCCUCUGCCUCCUCGUCGGCGUCGGCGGGAUCGUAUUCGCCGCCGUUGUCCUCCGCCGCCCUCCCAGGACCAUCACCAUCAUUCGAUGCGGCCGGGCCGAGGAUGCUCUCAGGACCUUCCGCUCAAAGUCCCUCGCCGGUGACAAAGAUGGCGUCGUCGCGCGGCCCAAGAUCCUCGGCUUCGUCGGGGUCCAGACCAGCUUCUCCUCGGCCGAUCGCCGAGCGGCACUCCGGAGUACCUGGUUCCCCUCCGAUCCGGAGGGCUUGGGAAGCUUGGAACGUGCUACUGGAUUAGCUUUUAGAUUUGUGAUUGGGAGAACAAAAGAUUCAAAAAAAAUGGCUGAUCUUCGGAAAGAGAUUGACGUGUACCAUGACUUCAUGCUUAUAGAUGUUGAAGAAGAUUACAUAAGGCUGCCUCAAAAGACGUUAGCUUUUUUUAAAGCAGCUUUCAACCUUUUCGAUGCAGACUUUUACAUCAAAGCUGAUGAUGAUAUUUAUCUGAGGCCAGAUCGGCUUGCAACUCUUCUUGCUAAGGAUCGACCCCAUCAUCUUACCUACAUUGGUUGCAUGAAAAAGGGCCCAGUCAUCACUGAUCCAAAGAUGAGAUGGUAUGAAAGUUCAGGCCAUUUGAUCGGAAAUGAAUAUUUUCUGCAUGCGUAUGGUCCCAUAUAUGCCCUGUCUGCUGAGGUGGUAGCUUCAUUGGCAAUUGCAAGAAAUGAUAGUUUGAGAAUGUUCAGCAAUGAGGAUGUCACUAUCGGUUCAUGGAUGCUUGCUAUGAAUGUCAAUCAUGAAGAUAAUCGGGCAAUAUGUGAUCCUAAAUGCACACCCACCUCUAUUGCUGUCUGGGACAUCCCAAGAUGUUCAGUAGGUGAGAGGACCAGGAUGAUGGUAUGCAGUUGGUUCAGAACUGGAAUGGUAAUGGUAUAUAGAUCGUCUCUCUUCUAUUCAUUUGGUUGGACAUGGCAUAAGGAGAAACUGCAUGCAACAUGAUGACCUUAACUAGGACAUGGCAUAGGGCAAAAAGGACGAGACCAAAUUGCCAAAUUAAGUGUUCACUUGUCCGAAGAGCCUGGGGGAAGUGGUGGGGGGGCUGUAAGCCACUCCGUGGAAGCGUGUGCCAUGGUUAUGAGUGCUUCUUGUGAAUCAAAUACUUCCUAAUCAGAACUCAGCCGUAAAAUUUUCCAAAAACUUGGAGAUGGAUGUUCCAUAUAUUUGUAACUUAUAUAAUUAAGUUGACAUAAACAAACAUAAAUCAACUCUUCUCAGAGCUCCCUUUUAUAUUAUUUAAUCAUCUUAUCAACCUCAUUUCAAAGAUGUUCCAUAAUGGAUGAGUUGGAAAGAGGUACAACAAACAAAGGCACUUGUCAUCUGAUUACAAUGUAACUUUUGCAUGCAUGCCCUCGAUAACAUAUGCUUGAAUCAUGCUGAUUUGUUUGAUUUUUCUGCUCCUAAUAUCAUUCCUGCACCACACACCAGUAUUUACAAUUUAAUCAAAUUUUAUAUUGGGCAUAUUUUGUGAUUAGAUUCUCGUUUCUUGUUGAUCAAAUUGUGAAAAGGAUCUCAUAGAUCCGAUGGUUAGACCAUUUAUUGUAAUAAAUUAGUUGGUUGAAC
Molecule: messenger RNA, 2042 nt
Organism: Elaeis guineensis (African oil palm)
Lineage: Eukaryota; Viridiplantae; Streptophyta; Magnoliopsida; Arecales; Arecaceae
Product: probable beta-1,3-galactosyltransferase 12
Cellular component (GO): Golgi membrane
Molecular function (GO): galactosyltransferase activity
Source: RefSeq, a predicted model, not a curated record